Molecule: messenger RNA, 468 nt
Organism: Oldenlandia corymbosa var. corymbosa
Lineage: Eukaryota; Viridiplantae; Streptophyta; Magnoliopsida; Gentianales; Rubiaceae
Source: the annotation of a GenBank genome assembly
AUGAUGUUAUUAAAUGUUGAGCAUGAAGUGAGAAUGAAACUCUUGAAUAUCAUAGCACAGAAAAGGUUGGCCAAACCAAAUGCAAGCACAAUUGAACCUAGCUUUAAAAGACCCAAUGAGGUUCUCCGAAGAUACCAAAAGUCCAAUCCCUCCAAGGCUAUCGUUUUGUUCCGCCAAGUAUUGAGGGAAAACCCUUCUAGUGUCCUCCAAACUUCUCUCGUCGGUAUGUAUUCGGCCGGAGGGGAUAUUGCUGACGCACAUCAGGUGUUUGAAGAAAUGUCGACAAGGAACGUGGUUAGCUGGAUUGCGUUAAUUGCUGCAUCCGUUAAUAACCAGAAAGAAAAGAUAGGUUUAGAGUUGUUCGGGCAGAUGCAACUUGAAAAUGUAGAGCCUGAUCACGUUACCCUUGCGGUUGCUCUAUCGGUUUGUGCUGAUAUUGGGGAGUUGGGAAUUGGAGAGGAGAUAUAA